Macadamia integrifolia is the source of this 1846-nucleotide messenger RNA. Its product is annotated as sugar transport protein 10-like. The record is from RefSeq and is a predicted model, not a curated record. Gene Ontology annotation, molecular function: monosaccharide transmembrane transporter activity. The coding region runs from base 96 to 1640 and encodes 514 amino acids. Gene Ontology annotation, cellular component: membrane. The transcript is spliced from 4 exons. Gene Ontology annotation, biological process: monosaccharide transmembrane transport. Lineage: Eukaryota; Viridiplantae; Streptophyta; Magnoliopsida; Proteales; Proteaceae.
AAUCAAACAUCUCAAGAAGAUCUUAAGCUAAGUUCAUCUUAGCGAUAGAUCUUUUUGAAGUUCAGAAGCCAAAGACUUGACAGGUUUGUUGCAAGAUGGCGGGAGGAGCUAUGGUAUCCACUGGGCCCAUCAAGAAUUAUUCCGGAGGGAUGACGGCCUUCGUGUUCGUCACCUGUUUUGUGGCCGCCUCCGGUGGUCUUAUUUUCGGAUAUGAUAUUGGGAUUUCAGGGGGAGUGACUUCCAUGAAUGAAUUUCUUGAGAAAUUCUUCCCCUCAGUGUACAAGAAGAUGAGUGCAGAAACAAAUAAAAGUAGUCAGUAUUGCAAAUUCGACAGUCAACUACUGACCACCUUCACAUCUUCACUCUAUAUUGCUGCACUGGUAGCUUCCUUCUUUGCGUCGGCAAUAACUAGAGUCUUUGGCCGGAAACUCUCAAUGUUGAUAGGAGGGACCGUGUUUCUUGUAGGUGCAAUCAUCAAUGGUCUUGCUAGCAAUGUGGCAAUGCUUAUCAUUGGUCGGUUACUACUUGGUGUGGGUGUUGGUUUCGGCAAUCAGUCUGUGCCUGUUUAUCUUUCUGAAAUGGCACCAUCAAAACUAAGAGGAGCACUCAACAUGGGCUUCCAAUUGGCCAUUACAAUUGGUAUUUUGGUUGCAAAUCUUGUUAACUACGGUACAAGCCAGAUGAAACAAAAUGGGUGGAGAUGGUCUUUGGCUAUCGCAGCAGUUCCCGCAGUUAUAAUGACCGCCGGCUCUCUUUUAUUGCCUGACACCCCAAACUCCCUACUUGAAAGAGGCCAUAUGGAGAAGGCGAAAUCGAUGUUGGAGAAGAUUCGUGGCACCUCCGAUGUCGACGAUGAGUUCCAAGACCUUAUGGAUGCAACUGAACACUCAAAGAAGGUUGAGCACCCAUGGAAAAACAUCCUGCAGCGUAGAUACAGGCCUCAGCUCAUCUUGACCAUUCUCAUUCCCUUCUUCCAACAGUUCACUGGUAUCAAUGUCAUUAUGUUCUACGCACCUGUUCUCUUCAAGACAUUGGGCUUUGGCGACAAUGCCUCCCUCAUGUCUGCUGUCAUCACCGGCCUUGUCAAUGUGUUCGCAACCUUGGUAUCCAUUUUCACCGUCGAUAAGUAUGGCCGAAGGUUCUUGUUUCUCGAAGGUGGUGUUCAGAUGAUUGUCUGUCAGAUUAUUGUUGGAGUGGUCAUUGGAUUGAAGUUUGGGGUCAGUGGUGAUGGAACACUGAGCCAGGGAUAUGCUAAUCUAGUCCUUGUCAUGAUAUGCCUUUACGUGGCGGCUUUCGCGUGGUCAUGGGGUCCAUUGGGAUGGCUAGUUCCCAGUGAGAUCUUCCCACUUGAGAUCAGAUCAGCAGGUCAAGCUAUCAAUGUAUCUGUUAACAUGUUUUUCACCUUUGUUAUAGCUCAGCUCUUCCUUACCUUGCUUUGCCACAUGAAGUUUGGUCUCUUCUUCUUCUUCGCCGCAUGGGAGAUUAUAAUGACAAUCUUCAUCUACUUCUUCAUGCCGGAGACUAAGAACGUACCAAUAGAAGAGAUAAGCAGAGUAUGGAAGCAACACUGGUUCUGGGGUAAGUAUAUCCCAGACGAGGCUAUCACCGGCGGCAUCCAACUCCCAGGGAAGACUGUUUGACUGAAUAGACAAAAUAGGAAGACGACCAAGAGGACUAGGGAGGCGUUUUAGGAAACGUUCCUUCUUCUUCUAAUAUUCAAUGUCUAUUCUAACACAAGAGAAGAAAUUGUUUUCUAAAGGCAGAAAAUAUUGUACACUUUCCUUCCUAUCAGCAUGUAUUAAUAAUUAUUUUCAUAAUUCAAAAUGCACCGCGUAUUCUAUGUUAA